AUGCUGUCCGAAUUUGCCUUGACAUUGGGCCUGGUUGUCAGGAACAUUGGCACACAGCCUACGUACAGAAGGGUCAACGUGUCGUCAGUUAUUGACGUCACCUUCACGCGCGCUGCACCCAACAGCCGCCUAGCUAUCUCGGACUGGGAGGUCUUAGAUGAUGUCUACUCCGCUAGUGACCACAACUAUAUACACUACGUAUUUACGUUUCCUGUGGCUGAUGCAGCUCCGCCAGAAUCAGCGUCCACACGGCUACCGGGGUGGUCCAUCAAAAAGUUAAACCCUGACGCGGCCAACGUCCUCUGGAACCUGACUGGACCUCCACGCCCGUUGCUGGCCGACGCCUCCGCUGCAGAGCACGCCGAGAGGCUCAAUGACCUACUGACAGCUACGUGCGAAGCGGCUAUGCCGCGUAGAACAAUCAUCCAGAAGAGGCGGAGAGUCCACUGGUGGAACGACUCCAUCGCCGAACUGCGGAAGGCUGCCAUAGCUGCCAGGAGGGUGUAUCAGCGUGCGGGCCGCAGAUCCGCACAGACGGACAGAUCGCCGGAGCUUGCAACAUACAGCAGGGUGAGGGCUGAGCUCAAGCUGGCGAUACGGAAGGCCCAGGAGAACAGCUGGUCAGAGCUGUGUCGGGCAGUUGAUAGCGACCCAUGGGGCGUCCCGUAUAGGCUGGUGACUAAAAGGCUUGGACGUCGUACUCCAACCCUGGACCGGGAACUGACCGUCGCCGUGGCCCGCGGACUGUUUCCGUCACCCUCUCCACCGGUUUGGGAAGACAUCCCACUGGAGAUAGAGGUACCGGCACUCCUAGUCGACCUAUCAGAUGCGGCCACUACGACGCCUCUAAUCACUGCUGACGAAGUGGGUCGCGCCGUCGCCAGACUUCCAUCGGGAAAGGCGCUGGGACCCGACCUCGUUCCGAACGAGAUCAUCCGGUUAACGUAUAGCAGAUUUCCAGAGAUAUUCUUGGAAUGCUACAACGCGUGUCUCGCAAAGGGAGAUUUCCCGUCGCGAUGGAAACGUGCGAAGUUGGUCCUGCUGCACAAGGGGCAGGGCAAACCGCCGGACCUUCCGUCCAGUUACCGGCCGAUUAGUCUGCUAGACGGGGCUGGCCUGGUCUUUGAGAGGAUUUUGCUCAACAGGCUUGAGGAGCACAUCGUAGGUACCGGAGCAAUCAGCGAUUCGCAGUAUGGUUUCAGACGGUCAAUGUCAACCACUGACGCAGUUGAAGAUGUCCUGAGAGUGGUCGAGAGAGCCAAUCGCGGCCCAGCGAAGGACAGGCACCUAUGCGUACUCAUCUCGUUGGACGUUAAGAACGCUUUCAACUCGGCGCCGUGGAACCUGAUCGACGAAGCUCUUCGGAGAUCCGCUGCACCGGAGUACCUGAUAAGAGCUCUUAGAUCGUACAUGCACGCCAGGAACCUGGCAGUGGACGAGGACCUGUGCAUGCCCGUCUCAUGUGGUGUCCCGCAGGGUUCAGUCCUGGGACCGUUCCUAUGGAACAUUUUUUACGAUGGCGUUCUCCGACUCCCGGUGCGAGAUGGCAUAAGAAUAAUUGCGUUUGCAGACGAUGUAGCAGUGGUGGCAGUCGCGCACAACGCGGAGCUCAUCGAACAGCUACUUAACCCCACCCUCGAAGACAUUGUCGGUUGGAUGUCCUCCAAUGGCCUCCGUCUGGCACCAGAGAAGUCAGAGUGCGUAGUGCUGACGAAGAAACGCUCAUUUCGAGAGCCAAGCCUGCACAUACAAGGUUGUCAAGUCCCGGUCAAGCGCUCGGUAAGAUACCUCGGUAUUCGGCUGGACACCCGACUCUCGUUCGUCGAACACGCCAGCACGGUUGCAGCUGGGGCGAAGAAGGCAGCGGUUGCCCUGGCGAGGCUUAUGCCAAACGUAGGCGGCCCAUCACAAGGCAAGCGGAGCCUCCUAAUGAGUGUAGUACACAGCCGGUUGCUCUACGGAGCAGUUAUCUGGUCCGAGCGGGUUCUGGAGACCCAAAAGAGCAGCAACCUCCUCUUGCAAGCGCAGAGGGUCGCUGCGCUGAGGGUCGCGAGAUGCUAUCGCACGGUGUCAGAUAUGGCCGCCCUCGUGCUGGCCAGAAUGCCCCCAGUCACUCUUCAGGCCGUCAGCAGGAGGAGAACAGUUAUGGCGAAGAGAACUGGUGCCACACCAACGAAGUGCGAAACAACUGUGGAGAUUGUCCGACAAUGGCAAGGUCUCUGGGAGGCGACAACAAAGUCCGAAUGGACGAAACGGCUAAUCCCUGACUUGUCCAGGUGGUGGUACCACGGCCCGAAGACGGUGAGUUUCCACAUGGCCCAAUCCCUAACGGGCCAUGGAUGCUUCCAGAAGUACCUCUGGCAGAAGAAGCGGCAGAAUAGUCCGGAGUGCGUCCACUGCCCAGUCGCGAAUGAUGACGCAGAGCACACGCUAUUCUACUGCCCGGAAUGGGAUGCAGCAAGGGCGGAGCUAACAACAGCUCUGCGGAAGCCUGUACGCCCGGAGGACGUUACCUAUCUCCUUUGCGGAUUACACCCAGAUGACCUGCCCGACGACCCAGCACAGAGGAAGAGGUUGUGUGCUGCCGCUACCACCCACAGGCAGCUGUUCUGCAACAUGGUGGAACUGAUCAUGGGUCAGAAGGAGGAGAUGGAAAGGGCAAGGCAACAUCAGCAGCGCCAGGAUCCAAAUCCCCAACAAUGA
Molecule: messenger RNA, 2703 nt
Organism: Macrosiphum euphorbiae (potato aphid)
Lineage: Eukaryota; Metazoa; Arthropoda; Insecta; Hemiptera; Aphididae
Source: the annotation of a GenBank genome assembly